AUGAUUGCAACAAGACCAGUCGUUCGGACAGCCCUCCAGGCCGUUCGCACCACCACCCGCCGCUCGUAUGCCACAACAGACCGUCCUCCCCUAGCACAAGGCGGCAGCAACAGAAACGUCAUCAUCGGCCUCACCACUGUCUCGGUCACAGCGCUGGCCUACUUCUACACGCGCGAGAAGAACCCCGGCAAGGACAACACCAUCGCCAACAGCAGCUCCGCCAUCGUCAACAAUCCAGAGCCCCUCAAGUUCGCUGACCGCCAGCCCAAGCCCCCAAAGUCCCGCGAGGAGAGGCAGGGCGACGUCCAGCACCCAGAGGACCUGGACGACAGCUACCGGGCACCCUUUGGUGUCCAGCACGCGCGGAAGCGCGUCGACGAGCCACCUAGCAACCGGAACCACGAGACAUUGACACAACGGGCAAAGGAGAAUGCAAAGGACGACUAG
Molecule: messenger RNA, 447 nt
Organism: Microdochium trichocladiopsis
Lineage: Eukaryota; Fungi; Ascomycota; Sordariomycetes; Xylariales; Microdochiaceae
Exons: 2
Coding region: 1-447 (148 amino acids)
Source: RefSeq, a predicted model, not a curated record